Molecule: messenger RNA, 612 nt
Organism: Caenorhabditis elegans
Lineage: Eukaryota; Metazoa; Nematoda; Chromadorea; Rhabditida; Rhabditidae
Gene: K05G3.1
Product: 3'-5' exonuclease domain-containing protein
Exons: 1
Coding region: 1-612 (203 amino acids)
Molecular function (GO): nucleic acid binding; 3'-5' exonuclease activity
Source: RefSeq, marked reviewed
AUGCAACGGCUCAACGAGUUCAUAAAUCUUGCAAAGGAGCAAGUCUCUCAAGGUGUCAACGAGAGACGGACCUCUAUCAUGGAGCGAAUUGUUGAGGAAACGGAGGAUUUCAACAAGCCCGCCGAGUUCGAAAACUUGACCAUCACCGUUACUGAAGAUAAAGAAAAAGCAAAAAGAGUAUUGGAGAAAUUUGAAAAGCACCCAACAGUGCCAAUUUAUUUUGACAGUGAGCAUUCGUACAUCCGUCUAAAAAACGACACGAAAGUUGCUGCAAUUCAACUGUAUGACUCUUGCACGAGGCACGUGUUGGUUUGGCGACUCCACAACGCUGACCACGAGUACCUGAAAGGCGUUCGAGAACAACUUGAAUUACUGUCAAAGGCUCGAAUGUUUGCAACGUUCGGAAAAGAGGAGUUUCUUGAGAACGCAAUCAAGUAUGUUACAAAGGAUUUGCAAGUUAAUCAAAAGUCGUUAGAAGCUUUGCUUCUCAAAAAGGAAAUUGUAAUUACGAAGUGGGAAACCUUCUCAGACUGGACAAGGCCCGUUUUACGGCCAAGUCAAGAAAGAUACGCCGUUUAUGACGUCAUUCGGCUGUUUGAUCUAGAUCAAUAA